Molecule: messenger RNA, 1315 nt
Organism: Aspergillus novofumigatus IBT 16806
Lineage: Eukaryota; Fungi; Ascomycota; Eurotiomycetes; Eurotiales; Aspergillaceae
Product: pre-rRNA-processing protein PNO1
Exons: 3
Coding region: 114-896 (260 amino acids)
Cellular component (GO): nucleolus
Molecular function (GO): RNA binding
Source: RefSeq, a predicted model, not a curated record
GAUUUCCCUACCACUGCCCAUAAAAUUUGCGAUAACAAGCCCCUCAGGUGAUCGUCAGCGAAUCCUAUCUACAGAGAUUUAAUACUCGAGAUAGCGAUAGAUAGACGACGAGAAUGCCAGCACCGACAGCGCUUCUUCGAAAGUCUGAUGAGCCACUCUCAGCCGAAGAGCCAUCUUUGGCUUUUUCUUCAGAGCGAGACGAUGAGAUUUUGAUAGAUGCACAAGCAUCCGGCCAGGGAGAAGCAUCAUCUCUGAUUCCCACCGAGUCCGCCCAGGACAGCGACAUGCGCAUUGAUGAAGAGAGCCGACCAGUGUUUACACCAAUAGCGGAUGCCGGGACCGUACUGCGAGUUGAGACUCGAAAGGUGCCAGUUCCUCCUCACCGUAUGACGCCUUUAAAGGCAAAUUGGCCCAAGAUUUACCCGCCCCUGGUUGAGCAUCUCAAACUACAAGUGCGAAUGAACAUCAAGAACCGAGCGGUCGAACUGCGUACCUCUAAAUUCACCACCGACACAGGAGCGUUACAGAAAGGCGAAGAUUUCGUAAAGGCAUUCACACUCGGAUUUGAUGUCGACGAUGCCAUUGCCUUAUUGAGGCUUGACGAUCUGUAUAUUCGCUCAUUUGAGAUCCGUGAUGUCAAGGCUUCGUUGAAUGGAGAACAUCUCAGUCGCGCUAUUGGGCGAAUUGCGGGCAAGGAUGGGAAGACCAAGUUUGCCAUCGAAAACGCAAGCCGAACACGGGUUGUGCUUCAGGGCACAAAAGUUACCAUUUUGGGCAGAUUUAGAGAUUUGGGAAUCGCCCAAGAAGCCAUUGUUUCUCUGAUCUUGGGUAGUCCUCCGGGUAAGGUGUAUGGAAACUUGCGUAAAGUGGCAUCUCGCAUGAAGGAGCGAUUUUGAUACCUAAAUUCUUUUGUUACUUUCUUCCUCGGUUUGACGACAACCUUACUUGGCAUGACAUGGGCGUUUAGGGUUAUGGUAGCCAGUGUUCGAAUGCGAUACAUUUGAUGUGAUGUUUAUAAAAAAAUGUUGUUCCCAAGCAAAGAUAUUCCCUCUCAUGCUGUCAUUACAUAUUUGAAUGAACUGUUAUGAGUAAGACAGAACAAGUGAGGAUCCUCAACAGUAACCCCUCUAGUCUUUCUUCAAAGGUGUAUAGAUCUCUUCUAUCCCUCUCUGAGUGAUCACCAUCAUCUGUAAACCAUCUCCAACUUCGAUAUGUCUCUCAACAGCACUAGUGAACGCGUCCCGAACUAGUUGUUCGACUGUCGCCCUUGGUAAUGGCUCCGCCUUCUUGGGCUCAAGGGCAUGUCCUUCCCCGC